UAACCUUGGAGGACUUCAAGGAUUUCAAGUCACGCCUCGACGGCUUAGAUAUCCACGGACUUCAACUUUCCGGAAGAGACGAUAGCAUAGCAAUGCACUCGUACUACUCGCCGAGUCUAUACACUCCUCGGUUCGGCCGGAGAACAACCGAUGAUGGCUCUUAUACUCCACGAACGCGGUGUUCGAGUAUGACAUCAGAGACCCGCUCAAUCUGGCACACUAGUACGGCGGUGCCGUCAAAAAUUGAUCAAUCGCAGAGGAGUAAACCGAGCUCGAUGCGGCCUCCUGAGUAUGAUACGAUAAGACAAGAGCAGGUAUCGAACAAGGCACGAGCUAUCAGCUCCGCAACUGUGACCAUUGCAUAUCCUGGUCUUUCGUCAGACCCUUCGAUGACUAGACUGGGAGACCCAGAUUUUGUACAGUCUCAAAUCGAGAAAGCACAAGAAAAUAGCGUUGGCUUGACGAAAACGCCAGAGUGGCGCUUAUCCUCCAUCCCGAAGAACGAUUUCUUCACGUGUCCGAAGGAUUCAAGAUUCAUAGCCCCAGAAAGUGAUGUCUUCAGUGAAAGUCCCAAAGUCGUUUUCAGUCCAACACAGGUUGGUCGAGGUGCUCUCCCUCACCCGAACAGUCGGGGAGAUACUAUCGAGCGUGCUGCUGAUCUUUCUUCAUCCAUUCCUGGUACGUUGCACAAAGAACUGUUGCUUCCGUCGUUGCGCCGCUUGCCAAUUCUUCCAGUGACCACAUUUGUUGAGCCUCUAAAGCCGAAAAGGCUUCAACGUACGAGUGCGAGCUUCGGUCAUACAAAUGCCCUCGUGCAGACUUCGUCAGGGUCUGAAGGUGUUGCGCAACAGCAAAACGUCGAAGACACAAGAGAAUGUAUUCCUCAAGAUGAACCACAGGAGGAUGGGAGGCUGAUGCAACCAUUGAGUCAAUCUGACCAAAAUGUCCACGUUGAUGACAUUGAGAAUGACUCAACCUUUGAUAAUCUUCUCAUUUCAGUUUCUCACAGAGCAGAGAGGGCACGAGAAAUGAUCGAGCAAGCAAUCACAGAACGCAAGAAUUCCAAUGAAGCGCAGCCGCAAGGUCGAGGCGGCGAGGUCCGUCAAAAUUUGAACGAACAUGCUGUCGGUGACAGCAUUAUAACUGCUGCUGAUCAAGGAGUUCGCAUGCCUGCGCAUAAGGAGAGACCUAAACAUGACGCCCGUGAAGAGCCUUCCUUCAUCACACACCACCUCAGUCGUGAACCGUCCUCUCCAGCGCUGGAAUCCUCUCCCGACAUAACAAAGGGUCAAUCUCGCAGUUUGAGGAAGACUAAGCAAACGAGGAUCGUCACCACGUCGCAUUCAGGGUCACCUCGCGAGAGGCGAGCACACCGAGCGGAACUAACCUCACGCCCGACUCUCGAAGAAUCUAUGGCAAAGAAUCGCGCUUAUGAAGAAACAAUCGCGAAGCUCGUGAGACGCCUGGCGGAAGCUGAGAAGAAGAGUGAGGUCUAAUUCGUCAGAGAUGAUAAUCAACAGUGUGAGGGA
Dissoconium aciculare CBS 342.82 is the source of this 1529-nucleotide messenger RNA. RefSeq lists its product as uncharacterized. NCBI's taxonomy places the organism in Eukaryota, Fungi, Ascomycota, Dothideomycetes, Mycosphaerellales, Dissoconiaceae. Bases 93 to 1496 code for a protein of 467 amino acids. The transcript has a single exon. The record is from RefSeq and is a predicted model, not a curated record.